CAGGGCAAUCGCGUUCAUAAGUAUUAACUUGCUAAUUGAAGUCGCUAGUGUUGUAAAGACUAGCCAUAUUAUUUCAUGUUAGUGCAACUAGAGAUAUAACGCCUAGCUGGUCGUAUGCAUCAUGGCUGAUCGUAUACGCGUCAUAUUCAGUCACCUCACGGCCAGACCUGAACUGCGUGAUGGUGCCAACACCACCAAAACUAAGUACUUCUACACGCUCGACAACCCUCGACUGAGCGACGAGCAGCGCUCGUUCUACGAGCACAACGGCUUCUUGCUCGUCAAGGACCUCGUACCCCAUGACCUCAUCGACGGGUGGCGGGACCGGUUCCUGGAGAUCGUGGAGGGCGACACCGGUUCGUCGGGGAUGAUCACGAAGAUGAAGGACAUUUCGAUGCGUGGCGUCGCUGGCGUGUCAGGCGAGAGAAGUGUUAAUAAAAUUCAGGACUUCGUGUGGGACCCGAAACUGUGCACCCACUGCACCCUGCCUCAGAUCUUGGAUUACGUGGAAUGUUUCACCGGGGGUAACAUCAUGGCUAUGCAUACCAUGCUCAUCAACAAGCCCCCCGACGCGGGGACUCUGACAUCCCGACACCCCAUGCACCAGGACCUACAUUACUUCCCCUUCAGGCCAGCUGAGCGGAUCGUGUGCGCGUGGACGGCGAUGGAGCGCGUGGACGAGAGCAACGGAUGCCUCUUCGUGGUGCCCGGCACUCAUACGCUGAGCCUGCUGCAGCACGACUACCCUGAGUGGCAGGACGGUGUGAACAAAAUGUAUCACGGCGUGAGAGGUUAUGAUGAUCACCCUCGCACCUUCCUCCCCAUGGAGAAGGGUGAUACUGUGUUCUUCCACCCCAUUCUGCUCCAUGGUUCAGGCUCCAACACCACACAGGUGGGACUUGAUGAGGGCCUUGUGAGACUUGAUGAGGGCCUUGUGAGACUUGAUGAGGGCCUUGACUUCAAGGUGGGACUUGAUGAGGGCCUUGUGAGACUUGAUGAGGGCCUUGACUUCAAGGUGGGACUUGAUGAGGGCCUUGAAAUCUGGAAGUUCCGGAGCCGAAACGUGCGUGGGCAGCCCGUGAACUUGUAG
This is a messenger RNA of Hyalella azteca, 1090 nucleotides long. RefSeq names its product phytanoyl-CoA dioxygenase, peroxisomal. Gene Ontology annotation, biological process: fatty acid alpha-oxidation. Lineage: Eukaryota; Metazoa; Arthropoda; Malacostraca; Amphipoda; Hyalellidae. The record is from RefSeq and is a predicted model, not a curated record. The transcript is spliced from 8 exons. The coding region runs from base 122 to 1090 and encodes 322 amino acids. Gene Ontology annotation, molecular function: phytanoyl-CoA dioxygenase activity.